CCGCCGCACAUCUCGGUACUUGUUCACCCGCGCUGCUGGACUAGUUUGUCCGUGAAAGAUCCACCUGAGACUGUACGGUGCCAUUACGAUCAUUUGGCGUCGAAAAAAAGGCCUUCAAGAAACCCCAUUUAUCCAAAAGAUAAGCAUAAAGGAUAGGUGUACGCGUAAGUAAAUGAACGCAACUUCCGAAACAAAUCACGCCUUACCGGCAAUCGCACAUGGCUCACACCAGGUCUUGCUCAUCAACGGCCAAAGCCCCCGGACCGGCUCAUUGUCGCGGCAAAAGGUGAGCGAAGUUGAACUACUAUAUCCUGGCCAGGCUAGUCGAUGUAUCUUGGCUUCUGGCACACUUCAGCGCUGUCGGGUGGGAACAGAGCAUACUGAUUGGGUUUCCAACUCAAGUCGUCUUCAUGAAUUCCGUGCAACAGAGGGUGAAGCUAUCAUGGUUACGCAAGCCUCGUGAUCGAAGAGUCAACGGAGUGGCCUUUGGAGUGCCGUGGCCUAGAGGGAAGCUGCCGCCGGAGGAUACUGAUUUUCGCUGUCUGGACAAUGGCGAAAAGUCCAUACCCCUCCAAAGCUGGGUUACCGCAUAUUGGCCAGAUCAGUCGAUCAAGUGGACGGCUCACGCAAUAUCGGCCCAUGCACCUUUUGACGACGAAUACACGAUCGUCGCUUCUCGAACAAUAGCGAAAGAAUCAUCUCAUUCGGGUCCAUCCUCCCGGACUGGAUCCUCGUCGCCCCAAGGUCCGACAAUCUCCAUUCUAGAUCUGUCUGAUACGGUUGAAGUCGACACUGGGGUUGCCAGAGUCUCGUUCUCAAAGUCUGGAUCUGAUGUGAUUAGACAGAUUUGGCUGCCUGGUCAAGGGGAUCUUGCUGGCAAUGGUCACUUGAUCUUAAAGACCAAGACCAUCUCGCGCGGUCAGGGCGCAGACAGUGAUGUCGUCGAUAACCACGACAACGGAACGGCUCGAAGCCAUACACUAAUCAGCCAAAUCUCAAACAUAGUCAUCGAACAGAAUGGCCCAUACCGAGCAGUCGUCGCUGUGCGCGGCAACCACAAAGACAACUCCACCGACUCGGCCGCACCACUACUACCAUUCAUCCUCCGGUUCUACCUCUACGUUGGUUCACCGACAGUGCGGAUCGUGCACACGCUGGUCUUCGACAUCGAUGCCCACAAAACACUUGUCACAGGGAUCGGGUUGCGCCUCGAAGUGUCCAUGAGCCGUGAAGCACUUUUCAACCGCCACAUCCAGUUCGCAGGAGUUGGAGAAGGAAAAUUCGCCGAAUCUGUUCAAGGCUUGUCAGGACUGAGGAUGAACCCAGGAGAAAAUAUUCUUUCUGCGCAGCGGUCAGGAAAGCACAUCGACAAGAUUGGGGAUCCAGUGUUCGAAAGUAGACUUAGAUGGGUGCCUGCAUGGAAUGACUACACACUCACUCAACUCUCCCCUGAUGGGUUUGAGAUCCGGAAAAGAACGAAGAAAGGCUGCAGCUGGGUGCGUAGUGCCAGUGGAACCCGCGCAGGGGGGCUGGUAUGCAUGGGAACCGCGCAGCGAGGUGUCGUCACGCUGGGGAUGAGAGACUUCUGGGAGAGAUUUCCGACUCAAAUCGAUGUCAGAAACGCAACACAAGACAAAGCCGGAGUGACAUUGUGGCUCUACAGCCCAGAAGGUCGAGCGAUGGACAUGCGCCCCUACCACGACGGCUUAGGCCAGCAAACUUAUGACGACCAGCUUGAUGCUUUGAAGAUCACGUAUGAAGACUGGGAGCAAGGCCACGAUACUCCCUAUGGCGUCGCCCGGACCAACGAGCUGUACUUAUCCGCGACUGAGACAUCUUCACUGGCUUGGGAUGGCCUAGCAUCCAUGGUGGAUGAUAUGCGCAACCCUCCGCUUCUCAUUGCUGAUCGAACGUAUCUCGCCGAGACGGGGGCACUAGGCACAUAUUGGAAACCCCGUCCCGACCCCGGCACUCCAGACACAGAAUUUGAAGCAACAUUGAACCGCAACCUGGACCUCCUAUUCGAUUUUUACAAAGCCGAAGUCGAGCAAAGGCGCUGGUACGGAUUCUGGGACUACGGCGACAUCAUGCACACCUACGACACGACCCGUCACACAUGGCGGUACGACGUUGGAGGCUACGCGUGGGACAACUCCGAACUGUCACCCGACUUGUGGCUGUGGUUGUAUUUCCUACGCACAGGACGUUAUGAUGUCUACAAGAUGGCUUCGGCGUUGACUCGACAUACCGGCGAUGUCGACGUCUAUCACACGGGUCAAUGGAAAGGGCUUGGGACUCGACACGGCGUUCAACAUUGGUCCGACAGCUGUAAACAGCUCCGCAUCUCCAACGCUCUUUACCGUAGGUUCUAUUUCUACAUCUCCGGAGGUGACGAGAGAGUAGGUGACCUGUUGAGCGAGACCUUGGAAGGCGAACAGACUUUGUUGACGCUCAAUCCCUAUCGCAAAGUGCGAGAGGACCUUCAAGACAUUCGAUCUUCCGACACGGCCAUCAUUUCCCUUGGAACAGACUGGUCGGCUCUGGCGGCAUCGUGGCUGAUAGAGUGGGAAAGAAAUGGUCCUCGUUCUGACCUUGCUAGAUCCAAACUCCUCCAAUCGAUCCGUGGCAUUGCUCAGCUCAAAAAUGGUUUCGUCACAGGAACGGUUUUGUACCAUGUUCCUACAGGUACCAUCAAGCCCGUGUUCGAUGAUGGUGUCGGACAAGUCCAGGUCUCUCAUCUGUCGGCAAUGUUUGGACUGGUGGAAGUGUGCUCAGAAUUGAUUUCUCUGUUCCCUGACGAAGGGGGCUUUAGGAGUGUCUGGCUGGAUUACUGUCGCUACUUCAAUGCGGACCCCUCCCAACAGAUCGAACGGUAUGGCGUCGCCUUUGGAGCAACUCAGCUCGGCCAGGGCCAUUCUCGAUUAACGGCGUAUGCGGCUCGUCAGCUCGGCGACCAUGAACUUGCCCGACGAGCAUGGGGGGAAUUCUUGACUUUGGAAGGCUAUGGACAUGAUUCACAUGAUGACCUUCGCUGCCAGUGGCGGACGGAAGUGGUCAAGUCGACUGAGACUUUGAUCCCGGGGACGGUGGAAAUCCCUUGGAUCACGACCAAUUUUUCCGCGCUGUAUGGCUUGGCGGCAAUACAAAAUCUGGCGUGGAUUGGAGGAGAUGCAGAUCCAGAAGGGGAAAAGAGACAAGGCAUCAUCUAGCCUUCGAGUGUAUAUUGCUAAGUAAAUCUUCAAGGAUUUGUUUGUAAUAUUGUGGUAUAUAUAAAGAAAUAGGCGUAUGGUAGCUUCUUGAGAGCAUAGAUUGACAGAGCAUAGAGUUGAC
Exophiala dermatitidis NIH/UT8656 is the source of this 3330-nucleotide messenger RNA. RefSeq lists its product as uncharacterized. NCBI's taxonomy places the organism in Eukaryota, Fungi, Ascomycota, Eurotiomycetes, Chaetothyriales, Herpotrichiellaceae. The transcript has a single exon. The record is from RefSeq and is a predicted model, not a curated record. The coding region runs from base 411 to 3209 and encodes 932 amino acids.